Messenger RNA from Zonotrichia leucophrys gambelii, 2051 nucleotides. RefSeq names its product solute carrier family 39 member 9 (gene SLC39A9). Gene Ontology annotation, biological process: transmembrane transport; zinc ion transport. NCBI's taxonomy places the organism in Eukaryota, Metazoa, Chordata, Aves, Passeriformes, Passerellidae. Gene Ontology annotation, molecular function: metal ion transmembrane transporter activity. The record is from RefSeq and is a predicted model, not a curated record. The transcript is spliced from 7 exons. Gene Ontology annotation, cellular component: membrane. Bases 149 to 1066 code for a protein of 305 amino acids.
GAGCCGGCCGCUGCCGCCGGGAGAGAGAGACAUGGCCGAAAGCCUCUCCUGGGAGCUCCGUGUCUGCACGGGUUAAGGCGUGCGCUGCGGAGAGGUGGAAAACCUGCUGUUGGAUUUUACUUCGAGGGAGCGGACAGAAAGCGGCGAAAUGGAUGACUUCCCCUCCAUCUGCCUGCUGUCCCUGGCCAUGCUGGUCGCCUGCUAUGUGGCAGGAAUUAUACCCUUGGCAGUUAAUUUUUCUGAGGAGAGAUUGAAGUUGGUGACUGUUCUGGGUGCUGGGCUCCUGUGUGGAACUGCCUUGGCUGUCAUUGUGCCAGAAGGAGUACAUGCACUUUAUGAAGACAUUUUGGAGGGGAAGCACCACGCAGCGAGCGAGAUGCAGCACGUGCUGGAGUCCGAGAAGGCAGCGAACAUCCCGGCGGCGCACGAGCACGGCCAUGACCAUUCCCGGCUGCACGCCUACAUUGGGGUGUCCCUUGUCCUCGGCUUUGUCUUCAUGCUCCUGGUGGAUCAGAUAGGCAGCUCUCAUGUGCACUCUGCAGAUGAUCCAGAAGCUGCAAGAUCAGGCAACUCCAAAAUCACCACAACACUGGGACUAGUAGUCCAUGCUGCAGCUGAUGGUGUUGCAUUGGGUGCAGCAGCUUCUACUUCUCAGACUAGUGUCCAGUUGAUAGUGUUUGUUGCGAUUAUGUUGCACAAGGCACCAGCUGCCUUUGGCCUGGUUUCCUUCCUGAUGCACGCUGGGCUAGAACGGAAUCGGAUCAGAAAACACUUGCUGGUCUUUGCCUUAGCAGCACCUGUUAUGUCAAUGGUGACAUACUUAGGACUAAGCAAGAGCAGCAAAGAAGCCCUUUCAGAAGUCAAUGCCACUGGAGUUGCUAUGCUGUUUUCUGCUGGGACUUUCCUUUAUGUUGCCACAGUUCAUGUUCUCCCAGAAGUAGGAGGAAUUGCUCAUAGCCACAAACCUGAAUCAACUGGAGGAAAAGGACUCAGUCGUCUGGAGGUGGCAGCCCUAGUAUUAGGGUGCCUAAUUCCUCUAGUUUUGUCCAUUGGACACCAUCACUAAACGCUCAAAUUUCAAUGUUCUCAAUAAGACAUGAGCAGUAAAUGUCUGCUGCUCCCUUUAUCAUUCUUUUACCCAUCAUUCAUCCCAUCCACUUUAUGGAGUUCAGAGGGAAUCUUGAUUGCAAAACGAGGAAUACUGGGAAAGUUUUUAGUGUAGCAAAAUGUACUUUGGCAGCCGGACACAAAUUCUCUGUAACUUUCUUUUCUGAAGACAUUUGCUAUUUUAAUUGUUACUUCUGGCCCUAUUCUCAGGGAAGAUGGAACUUGAAGUUUAAGAAAGGUGAGCAGGGAAGAAUAUAGCAACUCACAAAAUUGCAAUCACCAAAGUAUCCUGCAGUUCAGCUUUCACAGCUGAGAGCAAAACCCAAGGAUGGCUGCGUUGUGGGAGGUUGAAGUCUCGCUAAUGAAGAAGGGGGCUCUCCCCCAUCGGUUCUACAUUGUCCUGGCAAUGCUACUGGCCCUUGUGAUGCUUGUCACUAAUUGUACUGCAGAAAUGGGCUGCACUGGGAACUCUGUAUAACACUGCUGCUGUCACAGAGGUGUCACUUGAUAGGAAAGAAAUUAUGUGGACAAUGUGUAGGAUUAGAGGAAGAAAUCAGCUGGUUAAGAAAGUGCAAAUGAGUUUUGCAGUGUAUUCCAUUGUUUAAGACAAAGGAUAGAAGCAAGGAGAAUAGUGUUUUGAUUGUUUAUUCAAUUGUUAAUAAAUUCUAAAAAGGACUUUUUCUUGGCAGAUAGCCUUCUGCCAAGUCAGUCAAGUCAGCAGGAAUUAUGUUUUGGCUACUGGGAUACCCUAAUGCUUCUGUUGAGAGAGAUACCCAUAGUGCCCUUUGAGAUGGAGCUGUUCUGGGCUCUGAGGAGUAGAAAUCUGAUGGAGACAGCUGUUGAGGGACCAGAGAACUUUACUAGCUCAUUUUCAAAAACCUGAACUGCUGAAAUCCGUGGGGGGCUGUGUGGGUUUUUCACUAAAUAAAGGUAUUACGGCUAAC